This is a messenger RNA of Solanum stenotomum, 2907 nucleotides long. RefSeq names its product nucleoside hydrolase 4-like. The record is from RefSeq and is a predicted model, not a curated record. Gene Ontology annotation, molecular function: hydrolase activity, hydrolyzing N-glycosyl compounds. NCBI's taxonomy places the organism in Eukaryota, Viridiplantae, Streptophyta, Magnoliopsida, Solanales, Solanaceae.
UUCUUCAGAAGAUUGAAAUUCACCUAACAGAAUCAAGAAUCAGAGCUUCUGCUUUUGUAGUGAUGAAAGAGAAAGAGGCAAUGGUGUUUCUGGGUUUUUUAGGCAAAGCAGUUUUAAUGAUGACUGUAAUUUCAAUUUUUGGGUGGAAUGGAGUAAAGGGCCAUCGGGUUCUUUUGGAUACAGACAUGGGUACUGAUGAUAUCUUUGCUCUAUUGUAUCUUUUGAAGCUUAACCCAUCCCAAAUCGACUUGCAGGCAGUAACUAUUAGCACAAAUGCAUGGAGUGAUGCAGGGCAUGCUAUUAAUCAAGUGUAUGACAUUCUUUACAUGAUGGGGCGCGAUGAUAUUGCUGUUGGUGUGGGAGGUGAAGGUGGAAUACUUCCUGAUAGUACCAUUCUGCCAAAUGUUGGAGGAUAUCUGCCUAUGAUAGAUCAGGGAAAUGGUACAGCUGGAUAUUGUAGAUAUAGGCAAACUAUUCCUGUGGGUCAUGGAGGACGUCUGGACAUUGACUCAAAUUAUGGGUUUCGGAAGAGCUUCCUUCCACAGGGCAAGAGAACAUAUUCACCUCUUCGACAGGCAACAGCUCAGAAAGUAAUGAUUGAAAUGAUUUCAGCUGGCCCCACAGUAGUUUUUCUUAUUGGAUCACUUACAAAUUUUGCUUUGUUUCUUCUAAGUAAUCCACAUUUAAAGAAAAAUGUUGAGCACAUUUACAUCAUGGGGGGUGGCAUAAGGUCAAAAAACCCUAAAGGACAAUGUGGUGACCGUGACAAUUUAUUUACAGAUUUCACAAGCAAUCCAUAUGCAGAGUUCAACAUAUUUAUGGAUCCUUUUGCUGCAUAUCAGGUUAUUCAUUCGGACAUUCCAAUUACUAUUGUCCCAUUGGAUGCCACUAACACCAUUCUUGUGAAUAAAAACUUUUUGGAGACCUUUGAGAAGAAUCAACACACCUAUGAAGCACAAUACUGUUUCAAGUCUCUGAAAAUCAUUCGCGAUACAUGGUUCGAUGACCAAUUCUAUAGGAGUUAUUUUAUGUGGGACUCAUUUAUGUCGGGUAUAUCUGCUUCAAUCAUGCGUAAACAACAUAACCACCAAGGAGAAAAUGAAUUUGCUGAAAUGGAGUAUAUCAAUGUUUAUAUCAAUGUUACUGUAGUUACUUCAAAUAAGCCAUAUGGUUUAUCUGAUGGAUCAAAUCCAUUCUUUGAUGGUAGUAAAACUCCAAGGUUCAACUUAGAAAGAAAUGGAGUUCACAGCGGCCAUGUUCAGACGAGACUUCGUGAUCCUUUUUGCAUAGUCAAGAACGGAAGGGGCAGAUGCCAGGAUGGUUAUACAAAAGAAGUUAACAAGCCAGGAGGAGUGCCUGUUCUUGUUGCUGUCAGAGCAAAACCUAAUCGAAAUGCUAGCAGCAUAUUAGACAGAGAGUUCUCUGUUAGCUUUCUGGAUGUCUUAAACCAAGCAGAACACACUGGAAGAUUCAAUUUCACCACACAAUUUCCUUAUUACAGAGAAGCAUUUUACAAACCGGAUCUGAGGGGAAAGAAUUUCGGGAAGAAUCUUGUUUUUGAUAUGGAUAUGAGUGUUGGAGACUUUCUAUCUCUCUUCUAUCUCCUCAAAUUACCUGUAGAAGAUAUCAAUCUCAAGGCUAUAAUAGUGAGUCCGACUGGCUGGGCAAAUGCUGCAACAAUUGAUUGUGUAUAUGAUUUGCUUCACAUGAUGGGUCGUGACGACAUUCCUGUGGGCCUUGGAAAUGGAUUUGCAAUGAACCAGUCUGAUACUGUUUUCUCUACCGUUGGAGACUGCAGAUACAGCAAGGUUAUCCCACAAGGUAGCGGUGGAUAUCUAGACUCGGACACUUUGUAUGGUUUAGCUCGUUCUUUACCUCGAAGUCCUAGGAGAUACACAGCAGAAAAUUCUGUAAAAUUUGGAGCUCCUCGAAAUACUGAUCAUCCUGAACUCAGUCAACCUCUAGCAUUGGAAGUAUUGGAAUCAGUGGUGAAAUCACUUGAUCCUGGAUCGAAAAUUACUAUUUUGGCGAAUGGCCCAUUGACUAAUAUAGCAAAGCUUAUUCUGGAAGGAAAGAAUACAAGCAAUGUUAUACAGGAUAUAUUAAUUGUUGGGGGACACAUCAAUUAUAAUAACACCGAGAAGGGAAAUGUCAUCAAUGUUCCUUGUAACAAAUUUGCGGAACUGAAUACGUUUCUUGACCCUUUUGCUGCAAAAACAGUUCUGAGUUCUGAACAUAAUAUCACUCUCAUUCCACUUGGAAUGCAGCGGAAAGUCAGUGCAUUCCCUCAAAUUCUUGAAAAACUCUACUUGAAAAGGACACCAGAAGCAGUCUUUGCCAGGCGCUUGAUGUCAAGGUUGUAUUGCCUGCAAAAGCUCCAUCCUGCAUACCAACAUGUGGAUAUGUUUAUUGGUGAGAUCCUUGGUGCAGUAGUAGCUGGAGAUCUGUCAGCACUAAAAUCUACCUUUGAAUUGAAGAAGUUAAAAGUGAGUGCUACUGGAGUUGAAUCUGAAGAUGGCGAAAUCAGUAUUGAUAAAGAGCACGGAAAAACAGUAAAAGUAUUGGAGAGUGUGGAUCCAUCAGCUUAUUACAAUGUUUUUGCAAAACGACUUGGGGAUAAAACGCUGGCAGCUGUAAUUGGAAGCUUCAAUGAGCAGAGAAGAAUUUGGAGUACACCAUCUAAUUCAUCUAAAAUUUAGCAACAAAUGCAAAGUUUCACAUUCAGAACGUGAGCACUAUAUCCGCAUGGUUUAACAAGCAAGCGUUUUGUUACAUUUAGAGUUACUGGAUACGUAUUUGUGUUGAUGGAAGGUAGCUGUGAUAAAAUAGUGGAGAUGAGGUCUUAACAUGAUUCAUAUGAUCAAUUGUUGUGUUGAUUGGAGACUACCAAUUUCAAAAAUUUGUUCA